This is a messenger RNA of Strongylocentrotus purpuratus (purple sea urchin), 789 nucleotides long. Its product is annotated as reticulon-4 receptor-like 2. The coding region runs from base 1 to 594 and encodes 197 amino acids. The record is from RefSeq and is a predicted model, not a curated record. Gene Ontology annotation, molecular function: protein binding. Lineage: Eukaryota; Metazoa; Echinodermata; Echinoidea; Camarodonta; Strongylocentrotidae. The transcript is spliced from 9 exons.
AUGUUAAGUACUUUGUACCUUAUUAAGAAUAAUUUUGAUACCAUUCCUGAUGGGGCUUUUUCUGAUCUUGGCAGCUUAGUUUGGUUGGAACUGAACGAGGCCGGAAUCAAGACUUUAUCACCGUCUUCUUUUGAAGGGCUUUAUAGCUUGCAACAUCUGAACUUGGAUGGAAACUUGAUUGAAACCCUACCAGUAUCCAUCUUUAGUGGAACAUUCAGCUUGAAUUACUUGUAUCUGCAUGAAAAUCGAAUAAGAUCAAUUCCAGAUGGGACAUUCAUCAGUCUGUUCCUUCUGUUUUAUCUAGAUCUCCAUCAGAAUCGACUUGAGGUAAUUACUGAUGGCACUUUUGACGGAUUGUCGUUCCUAUUUUACUUAGACCUCUCUCACAACAACAUCGAAGUCAUAUCGCCGGGUGCAUUCGACGGUCUGUUUAUGUUGGAUCAACUCGAUCUGAGGAACAACAGGAUCAAAAUAUUACCAGAAAUGGUUUUCAGAGAUUUGCACGCCUUAUUCUAUUUAUACCUGCAAGAUAACCAGAUUGAUGGAAUCCCGGAAGGUGCUUUGUCUGAAAUGGAGACGUUGAGGACCCUGUAAGAUACCUCCAGUUUACAAAGUUCAUAUUUAUUGUCCAUUUAACAAUGGAAGUUCGUCGUGUUACAUUGUAUAUAAAUACACAUCUAUAACAUAAACACUCAUAGUAAAAUUCAAUAAAAUAAUUUUCGAGUUCACAGAAAACAACCAAAACCAUAAACAAUCAAACAAAGAUAUAGUCAUGCAUCGAAAUUAAUA